GGAAAAUUUCCGAAAACAAUUUUCGUACACCAGAUGGCGGUAUGAGUAGCGGCAAGAUCGUUUUGUAGUCGUUUGGCAUGUUUGGUUGAUACGAGGAUCUAAUAAAACAAUGGAUACCGAUUUAUAUGAUGAAUUUGGAAAUUAUAUUGGUCCCGAAUUAGAAAGUGAAUCGGAAGAAGAAGAAGAGGAAUACGACAGGCAAGAUGCUGACGUUCAGGAAUAUCACGAGGAGGAAGUUAUGGAAGAAGGAAGAGAUGAAGAUGAAGUACCUCAAAUGCAGGUUGUAUUGCAUGAGGACAAAAAGUAUUACCCAACAGCGGAAGAAGUUUAUGGUCCUGAAGUUGAAACAAUUGUUCAGGAAGAAGAUACACAAGCUCUUACUGAGCCAAUUAUUGCUCCGAUCAAAUCAAAGAAAUUUUCACACAUCGAACAGGAUCUACCCAAUACAACAUACGAUUUAGAAUUUCUUGCUGAUUUAAUGGAUAAUUCUAACCUGAUAAGAAAUGUUGCAUUAGUUGGUCACCUUCAUCACGGGAAAACAUCAUUUGUGGAUUGUUUAAUUGAACAAACACAUCCAGAUCUGAGAACGAGAGAAGGAAAACGGUUGAGAUAUACAGAUACUCUUUAUACAGAACAGGAGAGAGGUGUUAGCAUCAAAGCCACACCAAUUACUUUUGUUCUGCAAGAUUUAAAAGGGAAAUCAUAUUUAAUGAAUGUGUUUGAUACACCCGGACAUGUUAAUUUUUCUGACGAAGUUACUGCUGCUAUUAGAUUGUGUGAUGGAAUAGUUCUGUUUGUUGAUGCUGCAGAAGGAGUAAUGCUAAAUACCGAAAGACUACUGAAACAUGCUGUUCAAGAACGUCUCGCCAUUACUAUCUGCAUUAACAAGAUAGAUAGACUGAUGAUGGAAUUAAAAUUGCCUCCUCAAGAUGCAUAUUAUAAAUUAAGACAUAUUGUUGAAGAAAUUAAUGGAUUAUUGAGUAUGUAUUCAGACGAAAGUGAUCAUCCAGUGAUUUCACCACUAUUAGGAAAUGUGUGUUUUGCUAGUUCACAGUUUAGUAUGUGCUUUACUUUACGAUCCUUCGCCCAACUCUACUCUCAGGCUUAUGGAGGUAUUAAUGCGAGCGAAUUUGCACGAAGAUUAUGGGGAGAUAUCUAUUUUAAUAGUAAAACGAGAAAAUUCACUAAGAAACCACCUCACAGUACAGUGCAAAGGAGUUUUGUAGAAUUCAUUUUAGAACCAAUUUAUAAAUUGUUUGCUCAGGUUGUUGGAGAUGUUGACAGUGCUCUUCCAAUGUUGUUGGAAGAACUAUGCAUAAAAUUGUCUAAGACAGAAACAAAAUUAAAUGUACGACCUCUGCUCAGAUUGAUAUGCACUCGUUUUAUGGGGGAUUUUAAUGGUUUUGUGGAUAUGUGUGUCAAUCACAUUCCAUCACCCUCGGCAAAUGCCAAGACAAAAGUAAAGCAUAUUUACACUGGAUCCAGUAGUUCUGAUUUUGCAAAUUCAAUGGCCGAGUGCAGUUCUGAUGGUCCUCUGGUUGUUCAUACGACAAAGCAAUAUUCUACUCAUGAUGCUACUAGCUUUCACGUAUUUGGGCGAAUUCUGAGUGGAACUUUGCAUGCCAACCAGGAUGUCAGAAUUCUUGGAGAAAAUUACACUUCGACAGAUGAAGAAGACUCUCGCAUUUUAACUUGUGGAAGAUUAUGGAUAUACGAAGCUAGGUAUAAAAUUGAAGUAAGUAGAGUUCCUGCUGGAAACUGGGUCUUAAUUGAAGGAAUAGAUCAGCCCAUAGUAAAGACGGCCACGAUAGUCGACGUUGGUGAACAAGAAGAACUGUUUAUCUGUCGCCCUCUAAAGUUUAACACUCAAUCUGUCAUAAAAAUUGCUGUAGAACCUGUGAAUCCAUCAGAAUUGCCAAAGAUGUUGGAUGGACUCAGAAAAGUCAACAAAUCUUACCCAUUAUUAAGUACAAAGGUAGAAGAAUCUGGUGAACACGUUGUUCUCGGCACUGGAGAACUCUAUUUAGAUUGCGUAAUGCAUGAUUUACGUAAAAUGUAUUCAGAAAUAGACAUAAAAGUGGCUGAUCCUGUCGUCUGCUUUUGUGAAACUGUCGUAGAGACUUCUUCUUUGAAAUGCUUUGCGGAAACACCAAAUAAGAAAAAUAAAAUCACCAUGAUCGCUGAGCCUCUGGAGAAGGGACUGGCCGAAGACUUAGAAAAUGAAGUUGUACAGAUCACCUGGAAUCGUAAGGCUCUCAGUGAAUUUUUCCAAACCAAAUACGAAUGGGAUCUCCUGGCGUCUCGAUCCAUUUGGGCAUUUGGUCCCGACUCAACCGGUCCUAACAUCCUGGUAGACGACACGCUUCCUUCCGAAGUGGACAAAAACUUAUUAAAUAUGGUCAAGGACAGUAUCAUUCAAGGUUUUCAGUGGGCUACUAGAGAAGGCCCACUCUGUGAAGAACGUAAGUUAUAAUUUUUCUCUAUCCUA
Molecule: messenger RNA, 2488 nt
Organism: Centruroides sculpturatus (bark scorpion)
Lineage: Eukaryota; Metazoa; Arthropoda; Arachnida; Scorpiones; Buthidae
Product: 116 kDa U5 small nuclear ribonucleoprotein component-like
Exons: 19
Coding region: 110-2473 (787 amino acids)
Biological process (GO): mRNA splicing, via spliceosome
Cellular component (GO): cytosol; U4/U6 x U5 tri-snRNP complex; U2-type catalytic step 2 spliceosome
Molecular function (GO): GTPase activity; U5 snRNA binding; translation elongation factor activity
Source: RefSeq, a predicted model, not a curated record